GCCCGGGCCGGCAUGAGGACGGCCGCGGGGGGACGAGUGCGGCCCUCGGGGCCGUAGCCUGCGUCGCGCCGGGGACAAAGAAGCCAUGCAGUGACACCUGCUAAGACUUGUUGGUAGCCAUGUCGGAGCCCCACAGGGUCCAGUUCACCUCUCUCCCAGGUUCUCUGAAUCCUGCAUUUUUGAAGAAAUCCCGGAAAGAGGAGGUUGGGGGAACAGAACAGCAUCAGGACUCUGAGCCGGCUGCAGCAGCUGUUCGGAUUACACUCACCCUCUUUGAGCCAGAUCACAAGCGCUGUCCAGAGUUCUUCUACCCGGAGCUGGUGAAGAACAUACGAGGGAAGGUGAAAGGCCUUCAACCUGCAGACAAGAAGAAAGAUCUCUCAGAUCCUUUCAAUGAUGAAGAAAAGGAAAGGCAUAAAGUGGAGGCCCUUGCCCGGAAAUUUGAAGAAAAAUAUGGUGGAAAGAAACGUAGAAAAGAUCGGUUACAGGACCUGAUUGACAUGGGGUACGGUUAUGAUGAAUCUGACUCCUUCAUCGAUAAUUCUGAGGCGUAUGAUGAGCUUGUUCCUGCUUCUUUGACUACAAAGUAUGGAGGAUUUUACAUUAACUCUGGAACCCUGCAAUUUAGACAAGCAUCAGAAUCUGAGGAUGACUUCAUUAAAGAAAAGAAGAAAAAAUCUCCAAAGAAGCGGAAGUUGAAGGAAGGUGGUGAGAAGAUAAAGAAGAAGAAAAAAGAUGACACUUAUGACAAGGAGAAGAAAUCGAAAAAGUCCAAGUUUUCCAAAGCCGGCUUCACGGCCCUCAAUGCCAGUAAGGAGAAGAAGAAAAAGAAAUAUUCUGGGGCUUUGAGCGUUAAAGAGAUGCUAAAGAAAUUUCAGAAGGAGAAGGAGGCUCAGAGAAAGAGGGACGAAGACCAUAAGCCCGUAGCGGUCUCGUCGGUGGAAGCUCAGGGCCUGCGGGAAUUGGAGGGCACCUCUGACCCCUUGCUCUCGCUUUUUGGCUCCACUUCUGACAACGACUUGCUCCAGGCAGCCACUGCCAUGGACUCGCUGACUGAUUUGGACUUGGAGCAGCUGCUUAGUGAGUCUCCAGAAGGAAGCCCCUUCCGUGAUAUGGAUGAUGAGAGCGAUUCCCUUGGGGUGGGACUGGACCAGGAAUUCAGGCAGCCCUCUUCCCUCCCUGAAGGCCUGCCUGCACCCCUGGAGAAGCGCGUUAAGGAGCUGGCUCAGGUAUGGGGGGUUUCCACAGACUGCCUAGUGUUCUCUCUCUGUUUCAGGACUCUGUUUAAGGAGAGCAGACGAGGCCAUGGGCACUUGACAUCAAUCCUGGCCAAGAAAAAAGUAAUGGCCUCUUCCAAAAUCAAGAUGAAGGAAUCAUCUACUAAGCCUGAUAAAAAGGUUUCCAUCCCACCAGGCCAGAUUGGCGGCCCCCUGGCUUUGCCUUCAGAACACCCGGGAGGAGGCCUGAGCACUGGGGCUGCAAACAGGGAGCUCUCAGCCCAGGCAUCUGGCAGCCUUGCUAAUCCUGCUCCUAUCAACCUGGAGGACUCGUUGGAUGGAGACUUGAUCCGUAAUUCAGCCUCCUCAUUGGAGGUGGUAUCUAAGGAACUGGCUGUGCUGAGCAGCAGAGCAGGUGGGAGCUCUGAGUUCCCACUGCCGGCACCCUCAAAAGCACCUGCAGAGAAGAUGGUGGGCGUCGUGUGUUCAGAAGAGAAGAGGAACUUUCCAAAGCCCAGCCCUUCUGCCCCACCAGCCUCUAGUUCCCUGCAGUCUCCCCUCAAUUUUCUGGCCGAACAGGCUUUGGCACUGGGGCAGUCCUCUCAGGAGACAAAACCAGAGAGCUCUGGCUACAAAGAGCUGUCCUGUCAGGCCACGCUCAGCAAGGGCCUGUCGGAAGUGCACCAGUCCAAAGCAAAGCACCAUGGCUUGCCACGGACGCCUCAUGCACCCCAGGCGGCAGCUCCUGUGCCUGGCCCCCAAGUCAAAGUCUUUCAUGCAGGCACUCAACAGCAAAAGAGCUUCACCCCUCCAGCUCCUUUUGUCAAUAAGCUCCAGGGCCCAAAGCCUUCCUCCCCGCAGUGCCAUCGUUCCCUCCUCCAGCUUGUGAAGACAGCAACCAAGGGCCAGAGCUUCCAUCCCUCCACGCCGGCCUCUUCAGGAGGCACACCAGCCUCUAGCAGCAACUCUCAUAAGACCCCAGCCUCGUCCUCCACUGCCCUGAGCCAUCCAGCAAAACAGCACUCAGCCAGCUCUUCAGGGCCAUCUUACAAGAAUAGUCCCUUUGCCAGCUCGGUCUCUAAACACGGGGUUUCUUCUGGCAGCUCUUCCUCUGGAGGAACACCAGUCCAGAGCUCUGCUUCCGGGAACCUGCUCCCCGGCGUACAGCCUCCCUCCACAGGACCGUCUGCCAGCAGACCUGUCCCAGGCUCUGCAGUGAAAAAACCACCUGUUUCCCAGAAGCUGACCCUGGUGGCCCCUCCGGGUGGUCCAAGUGGAGACUCCAGUGGUGGGACCCAGGGAGUGGCAAAGCUACUGACCUCCUCCCUGAAGUCCAGCGCGGUUAGCAGCGUGACAUCGUCUACCUCCUUGCCAAAAGGAACGAGUGGGGCUGUGCUGCUGGCCAGCUCCUCGCCCUUAAAUCUGCUGUCUGCAUCCUACAAGUCCGGCAGCCCGAAACUGCCCGGAGCCAUGAACUCCAGCUCCCUGGGGAUCAUCUCCCAGUUUCCCCUCCACGUGCUCUCCUUCAGCGCCGAGUCCUCUGCGAAAGCAGGGGUUUCCAAGGAUGCCAUCGUCACGGGUCCUGCCCCUGGGACAUUCCACCACGGCCUCAACCAUAGUCUCCUGGCUGGCUUGCACUCCAGCCCACCCCGUGCAGCGCCUCUCCCACACGCUGCCGUGUCCACCCACAUCCCGCAGAGUCUGCCAGAUGCUUCUCAACUUCAUGGAAAAGGGCCCGGUGUACCACGGAAAUUGUGAUCUCUUCAGAGGAAAGGCCCGACUAACUUAGGUCUGGGCGGAAGCUGAACAAGUAGGUCUCAGAAACUGGAUAAUCACUAUGCUCUUUCUGCCCCGAUUGGCUUUCUUCUGGAGAAGGUGUGAGUGCUAAGUGGAGCAUCUCUUGGCACUGUGAUGUGCCUUCUGUUAGGGGAGCAGCCCUGGGCUUCUCCGGAGGCACGGACUGGCGUGGUGCUCCGGGCUGCGCGGCUGUGUCAUGGACAAUCGUUGGAGGGGCAGCUCUGGGCUGGGGUGCGCGCUGGGUCGUGUACGAAGCUCUGGUGUCAGGGCGGAGCAGUUGGCACACGUGCUUUAAAUCCACCUGACCCCUGGCAUUUGGUCAGAGUACCUUAUGGUGCCCUAGUGGUCAGGGACUCCUUCUGGCCACAGUGGGAUCCCUGGAUGGUCAUGGUGUCUGUCCCAUCCUCAGGCUGUGUGCUCAACAGGACAAAAACCUCCCAGCUAACACAACAGCUGGGAGACUUACCUUACCUUGUUUUUUUGGAAAAAUACUCAGAACACCUAACGUGUGCUCAUCAUGGUGGGGGCCAGCAUCUCUGCUGAACGUGACAAUGAAGCUCUUUCAGAGAAAAGACCUUUGUAGAUUCAACAGUUGUGACAGGAUUUUUAAAGACACUUAUUUUGGUCCAGAUUUCAUCAUUACCAUUAAUGCAUUGGAUAGAAUGGGACUGCUUUUCGCAUGUCAUAUUAUAGUAAGACAUAAUUCCAGUGCCUUUAUGGUGGAGCAGAAUUAGACACACGUCCAUUCAGCCCUCUGGGUGGAUCUCAGAUGAAGACUUUUUUAAAAGAUAUGUCUGUAUUUAAGACAUAGCCAGUUUGAGUUUUUUACAGUUGCACAUCAUAAUCUGUGCCGUCCUGACUUGAAGGUCAUCUGGGCCCCCAAAUCCCAAGUCCCAGUACAGCCAGGGCCCCGUUUUAUUUGAGUUCAUACAGGUGGACUGCAGAGCCCCAAAGCCCUUCAUCUUUUGGAGGGCCAAGGAUAUGAGGGGUUCCAAGUCACAGACAUUCCAGUUUGUUUUGUUUAGAAACCAUUGUCAGGCAGAGCUGCAGGAACAGACCUCUGUGAAGCGUCUGCCAUGUAGAAACAGACUCGCCGUCCUGGAGCUCUCCACGCAGCAGGGCUGGGCUUUGACUUAAGGGUGGCGCACCAGUAAGCUUGGAGAGUGCGCCAGAGACAGACUAGGACAGCUACCGCGGAGCGCACUCAGCCGGCGGCUGCUUCACGAGGAUGGUUAGGGCACUUGCCUGUCCCGUGAAGUGUGUACCACAAGGCGUGUCUGAACUGACUGCUUCAGCUAAAUGAUUGCAAUUAUGUUAAGAGUAAUCCGCCUCCUCAGAAUGUACACCUGUGUGGAGACACAGGCAGCUCUCUUGGUUCCUGCCUUCCAGGGUACAGUGCUCAGUAACUCAGUUCAUGCAGAGGUUUGCCCGGGUUCCAGUGGAGCAACACCUCCGUCAGCUGUCCGGCUAGGCCUUUGCUGUUUAUUUGGUUUUUUUUUUUCUUUUCUUUUUUAAACGUAAGAACCAACAUGUGUUUCACAUCGGGCUAGAGUGGAUUCCUUAUCCCUUCAUUGUACCUAUUUUUUGCAACUUGGGUUUCCAGUUUGUUUACAGAAUAGUCUUAGGUAGUAGCAAAAGAGCCAAAGAAGAGAUUUGUAUUGCUGAGCUCAGAGCCGCGCAGAGGCCGCCCGUGAACACUGAGCAGUGGGAACUCUCCAGGUUUCUCCACCCGAGAACACCCAAGGUCCCUUCCUGCAGCGCUCCCUCCUCCCCAUGUACCAUUGAGUGUGCAGCUGGAGCAGAAUACCCUCAUUUUUAGGAAUCUAGUGAUGCCUCUUGCCUCAGGGAAACGUUUCUUUGAUGGGGAGUUUAUGAGAUUUGUUUUUCUUGUUUAUGCUUUAUUUGUGGUAACGAAAGAGUGAAUGACUUACACAGCCACGGCCUUUGCGCCCGGCAGGCAGAGCGGGCUCCGGGGCGGGGGAGGUGGGGGUGCUGCCCUCGGUGCAGCCGCUCCUGAGGUGUGAGAGGGGCUGUGGCUUUUGUGCAGCGAGACUAUGUUGGUGUUGGGGGGUGGUGUGGAAAUUGUUAAUCUUGUAUAAAGCAACUCAAUAAAUUGUUUCAAGGUUUCCAAAA
Molecule: messenger RNA, 5147 nt
Organism: Leptonychotes weddellii (Weddell seal)
Lineage: Eukaryota; Metazoa; Chordata; Mammalia; Carnivora; Phocidae
Source: RefSeq, a predicted model, not a curated record